Molecule: messenger RNA, 540 nt
Organism: Fonsecaea pedrosoi CBS 271.37
Lineage: Eukaryota; Fungi; Ascomycota; Eurotiomycetes; Chaetothyriales; Herpotrichiellaceae
Exons: 1
Coding region: 1-540 (179 amino acids)
Molecular function (GO): oxidoreductase activity
Source: RefSeq, a predicted model, not a curated record
AUGGUGAAGUUUGCGUUUGAAAAAUCCUGUCAACUCGACUACGCCUUCAAAAAUGUUGCCCUUCCUCAAGUGAGCAAGAAGGCCCAUGAAUUGACGGCCGCCGAUUGGGAGCGGCAGAUAUCGAUAACGCUGAACGGCACCUUUUUGUGUCUGAAGUACGAGGUUGCCGCGAUGCUCCAGACCGGUAGCGGCUCCAUCGUGAACACGUCUUCCGGAGCCGGCGUCAUCGGCUUCCUCAUGAGCGUGGAAUAUUCGGCGGCCAAAUUUGGCGUCGUCGGCCUCACGCGGACGGCGGCACUCGAUUACGCCUGUGACAAGACUCGAAUCAACCACGUUUCGCGCGGUGCUAUCCGGACGCCCAUGCUGCAAUCGGCCAUGGAUAAAGAUCCCAAGCGGAAACCAUACGUUGCCUCCACAAAUCCUAUGAAACGUAUAGCUGACCCGGGGGAGGUGGAUGAAGGAGUCGUGCGGUUACUCUCUGAUGCUGCGUCCUUUGUGACAGGCUCUUGCCUGGCAAUCGACGGAGGCUAUCUACCUUAA